AUGGUUGCCAGAGUUGUGCAUCUUAAGGCCCUUCUGCCAAGGGCCGGUGUAACUCUUGCGUCUCUGUCAAGAAGGAAUCUGAACGCCGCGAAGCAGCAGUCGUUAUUUUCCAAGCAGUUCCUGCAAGUUUCUCACUACUCGACCGAGGUCAAAAAGGCGGCCACCUACGCAGGUGCAGGAAUCCUGUCCGGUUUUACCGACGAGAACGCCCAUCAAUUGGUGGAUGUCUCUAAGGUGCUGGUCAUUGGUUCAGGUGGACUCUCCAUCGGCCAAGCCGGUGAGUUCGAUUACUCCGGAUCUCAGGCCAUCAAGGCUUUGAAGGAGGCCAACAAGCAGUCGAUUCUGAUCAACCCAAACAUCGCCACCAACCAGACUUCCCAUGCUCUGGCCGACGAGAUCUACUACCUCCCGGUCACCGCCGAGUACAUCACCUACAUUAUCGAGAGGGAAAAGCCUGAUGGAAUUCUUCUGACUUUUGGAGGUCAAACCGGUCUGAACGUGGGUGUUCAAUUGGACAAGAUGGGUGUCUUUGACAGAUAUGGCGUCAAGGUUCUGGGUACUCCAAUCAAGACCCUCGAGACGAGUGAAGACCGUGAUUUGUUUGCCCAGGCUUUGAAGGAGAUUAACAUCCCGACUGCCGAGUCUAUUGCAGUUGACAAUGUGGAUGAUGCUCUUUCUGCUGCCGAGUCCGUUGGUUAUCCUAUUAUUGUAAGAUCCGCGUAUGCUCUUGGAGGCCUCGGUUCUGGUUUCGCCAAUAACAGGGAAGAGCUGCACAACCUUGCUUCUCAGUCAUUGUCUCUGGCUCCUCAAAUUUUGGUUGAAAAAUCGCUCAAGGGCUGGAAAGAAGUGGAGUACGAAGUUGUCCGUGACCGUGUCGGAAACUGUAUCACCGUCUGUAACAUGGAGAACUUCGACCCUCUUGGAAUUCACACCGGAGACUCCAUUGUGGUUGCUCCAUCCCAGACUCUUAGCGAUGAAGAAUACCACAUGCUGAGAUCCGCUGCUAUCAAGAUCAUCCGUCAUUUGGGUGUUGUUGGUGAAUGUAACGUGCAAUAUGCCCUGCAGCCCGAUGGGCUCGACUACCGUGUCAUUGAGGUGAACGCCCGUUUGUCCAGAUCUUCUGCUCUUGCUUCUAAGGCCACUGGUUACCCUCUGGCCUACACCGCUGCCAAGAUUGCUCUUGGCCACACCCUGCCUGAAUUGCCCAACCCAGUCACCAAGACCACCUCUGCUAACUUUGAGCCCUCUCUGGAUUACAUGGUCACCAAGAUCCCAAGAUGGGACCUGGCCAAGUUCCAGCACGUGAAGAGAGAUAUCGGUUCCUCGAUGAAGUCUGUCGGAGAAGUCAUGGCUAUUGGUAGAAACUUUGAGGAGUCUUUCCAGAAGGCUAUCAGACAGGUAGACCCAUCUUUCGUUGGUUUCCAAGGCGGUGAGUUCGAAGACCUGGACGACGCCCUGGCCAACCCUACCGACCGGAGAUGGUUGGCUGUUGGUCAAGCUCUUUUGCACGAAGGCUACACUGUGGACAGAGUUCACGAGCUUUCCAGAAUCGACAAAUGGUUUUUGUACAAGCUUAUGAACAUCGUGGAGAUGCAGAAGGAACUGGAGCAGAUCGGGUCUCUUUUCGGCUUGACUCAGGAUGUGAUCACCAGAGCAAAGAAGCUCGGCUUUUCUGACAAGCAAAUCGGAAUUGCUGUUGGCUCCAAGGAGCUGGAGGUCCGUGCCAGAAGAAAGUCCUUUGGCAUCGUUCCUUUCGUCAAGAAGAUCGACACUUUGGCUGCUGAAUUCCCUGCUGAUACUAACUAUUUGUACACCACGUACAAUGCCACCGAGAGUGACGUGACGUUCGACGAAUACGGAACCAUGGUUCUGGGUUCUGGAGUGUACAGAAUCGGGUCUUCCGUGGAGUUUGACUGGUGUGCUGUUUCGACCGCAAGAGCCUUGAGGGCCAGUGGAAAGAAGACCAUCAUGAUCAACUACAACCCGGAAACCGUCUCAACCGAUUUCGAUGAAGUUGACAGACUGUACUUCGAGGAGCUUUCGUUCGAGAGAGUCAUGGACAUCUACGAACUUGAGAACGCCAAGGGCGUGGUAGUUUCUGUUGGAGGCCAGCUGCCUCAGAACAUUGCAUUGACUCUGCAAAACAACGGGGCCAAGGUCUUGGGAACAAACCCUGAAGACAUUGACAAGGCCGAGGAUAGACACAAAUUCUCCUCGAUUUUGGACUCCAUUGGCGUUGACCAGCCUCUUUGGAAAGAGCUUACGUCCAUCAGUGCGGCUGAAGAGUUUGCUCAGGCCGUGGGUUACCCGGUCUUGGUCCGCCCAUCCUACGUUCUUUCUGGUGCGGCCAUGUCUGUAAUCCGUGACGAGUCCGAACUUGCCGAGAAGCUAGGCAAUGCGGCCGAGGUUUCGUCGGAAUAUCCAGUAGUGAUCUCCAAGUUCAUUGAGGGUGCCGAGGAAAUCGACAUUGAUGCCGUUGCUGCCAACGGAAAGGUGCUUGUUCACGCUGUUUCCGAACACGUGGAGAAUGCCGGUAUCCAUUCGGGAGACGCCACCUUGGUGCUUCCUCCACAAAGUCUUUCGCCAGAGAUCAUGGCACGCUUGAAGGAGAUCGCCGACAAGGUGGCCCACGCCUGGAAAAUCACCGGACCUUUCAACAUGCAGAUCAUCAAGGCCCAGAACCCAGAGAACCCUGAAGUCCCCGACCUCAAGGUUAUCGAGUGUAACAUCAGAGCCUCCAGAUCGUUCCCGUUUGUCUCCAAAGUUCUCGGCGUCAACUUCAUUGACGUUGCCGUCAAAGCCCUGGAAGGAAAGGACAUACCCGAGCCCGUUGACCUUAUGAAGAAACACUACGACUAUGUCGCGACCAAGGUGCCUCAAUUCUCCUUCACACGUCUCGCCGGAGCCGACCCAUUCCUCGGAGUCGAAAUGGCUUCCACCGGAGAAGUGGCCUGUUUUGGUAAGAACCUGACCGAGGCCUACUGGACUUCUAUCCAGUCUACAAUGAACUUCCAUCUGCCCAAACCACCAAGUGGUAUCCUGUUUGGUGGUGACCUGACCCAGGAGUACCUGGGAGAGGUUGCCAAGACCAUCUCGCCAAUUGGCUACAAGCUCUACACCACGUCCGCUGAGGUGGCUGACUACCUCAAGCAGUAUAUUAGUGAGGGCACUGAGGUCCAAGUGAUUGAGUUCCCCAAGACAGACAAGCGCAAGCUCAGAGAAGUGUUCCAGAAGUACGAUAUCCAGUGCGUGUUCAACCUGGCUCGUGCCCGUGCCGAGUCUUUGUUGGACGAAGACUAUGUCAUGAGAAGAAACGCCAUUGACUUUGCCAUUCCUUUGUUCAACGAGCCCCAGACCUCCCUUCUGUUUGCCAAGGCUUUGAAGGAGAAUAUCGCUUCCAAGCUGAACCAAAAAGAGGACCACGUCGUGAUCCCCGAAGAGGUCCGGAGGUGGAGCGAGUUCAUCGGCGGCAAGCCCGUUUAG
Molecule: messenger RNA, 3483 nt
Organism: Kuraishia capsulata CBS 1993
Lineage: Eukaryota; Fungi; Ascomycota; Pichiomycetes; Pichiales; Pichiaceae
Exons: 1
Coding region: 1-3483 (1160 amino acids)
Biological process (GO): L-citrulline biosynthetic process; 'de novo' pyrimidine nucleobase biosynthetic process; UTP biosynthetic process
Cellular component (GO): cytosol; cytoplasm
Molecular function (GO): dihydroorotase activity; aspartate carbamoyltransferase activity; metal ion binding
Source: RefSeq, a predicted model, not a curated record